GUUGCGGUAUGGUUAGCAAUGUAUCAAAGGAGGCGUUUUUCGUAUAUGCAAUGGGAUCUCUAAUCUUGAUUUUGGUAUUGGCUGCGAUAAUUCUUCUCAUUUUGCUUAUAAUGAAACAAAUAUGCUGCCACAAACCACCAAUAGUACUGGUCCCUAUCAUCGAUUACGUAAUGGAACAGAUCAUUUCAGAACCGACGAACUUUCGACUAAGCAAUGGUAAUCAAAGUCAUGAAGACGGUGGCAAACAAUGUCACCUAUGUCUGCCUGGAAGAAGAAUAUGUAAUCCGCGAAAGCAACAGUUUGAUAAUGAGACUGUGGGCUUAUCUGGUACUUGCGUUUCCAUUCAUCAUGAUCGCCUUGGCUGCCUACUUAUGUUGCUUUCUUCGUGGCGUACUGAGAAAGCUUAG
Cylicocyclus nassatus is the source of this 407-nucleotide messenger RNA. The record is from the annotation of a GenBank genome assembly. Lineage: Eukaryota; Metazoa; Nematoda; Chromadorea; Rhabditida; Strongylidae.